GGUGUACUCUAUUGCGCGCUAGCCGUGCAAACGUACUUAAGGCUCCCACUAAUAAUCUACUCUAUAAUCCUUUCACCUACUUCCACUCUUCAAGAUGCUCUGGCUCGCGUACGGCCUUGCUCUCCUUCCAACUUGUCUUGCUGUGUCUAUAUCGCGUCUUAAUCACGUCGCUCGCUCGCAUGCAAAUGGUACCAUUGGUAUCAGGUCUCCUACGCCAGUGGGACCUGUCGCCAACCUCACAAUAUCAGACGCGGUGGUGUCCCCCGACGGCUUUACCCGUUUGGCUACUGUCGUAAAUGGAGGCACUCCAGGGCCAUUGAUCCAGGCACAAAAGGGCGACAACUUUAGCAUCAACGUAAUAAACAACCUUACCAACCCGACCAUGGCCGAAGUCACUAGUGUACACUGGCACGGAAUCUUCCAGCAUGGAUCUCAAUGGGCAGACGGCACUUCCUUCGUUACUCAAUGCCCAAUCGUCCCUGAUGAUUCAUUCACGCAUAACUUCAACGCCCAGGGGCAGGCGGGAACGUACUGGUAUCAUUCACACUACGCUGUGCAGUACUGCGAUGGUCUGAGAGGGCCGAUCGUCAUAUACGACCCCGAGGAUCCCUACGCUGACAUGUACGACGUCGACGAUGAAACCACGGUAAUCACCCUUGCAGACUGGUAUCACAUCCCAGCCCCAAUUCUCAACAACAUCUAUGGUCCUGUCUACCCCAAUUCGACGCUCAUCAACGGAAGGGGACGCUACCCUGGCGGUCCAGCUGUCAACCUCUCCGUCAUUGAAGUCGAGCAGGGCAAGUCGUAUCGCUUCCGCAUCCUCGGCAUGCAGUGCAACCCUUUCUAUAAUUUCACCAUCGCGGGACACAAGAUGACUGUCAUCGAGACCGACGGAAUCCUGAUAGAGCCCGUUGAGGUUGACUCGAUCAUGGUCUUCGCCGCGCAGCGGUACUCCGUAAUAGUGAAAGCCGAUCAACCUGUCGAUAACUACUGGAUCCGUGUGCCGUCGAACAUGCCCAAUCAGACGUUCGAGGGUGGGCAAAACUCGGCGAUCUUGCGCUACAAGGGCGCACCAGAUGCGGAGCCGACAAACUCCACCGUUGUGCCUAGUACUCCCUUACUCAACAGCGACAUCCAUCCACUGAUCAACCCCGGCGCUCCCGGUGUUCCUGAGAUCGGCAAGGCAGAUGUGAACAUCAACUUUGACCUCGGAAUGGCGAACAACCUGUACACAAUGAACAACGUCACUUUCAAUAACCCUGGUGUCCCUGUCCUGCUCCAGAUCCUCAACGGCGCGAUACAUCCAUCGGAGUUGAUGCCGAAAGGCUCCGUGUACGAACUUCCGCGGAACAAGGUGAUAGAGCUGAGCAUACCAUACAACGGCGCAGCCUUGGGGUCCCCUCAUCCUAUGCAUCUUCAUGGGCAUAACUUCGACGUGAUACGCUCACCAGGCAAUAGCACGCCCAAUUUCGUGAACCCACCGCGACGGGACACCGUAUCAAUCGGAAACAGCCCCGGUGACAACGUGACCAUUCGCUUCGUGACAGAUAACAGUGGUCCUUGGUUCUUCCACUGCCACAUCGACUGGCAUCUGAACCACGGAUUCGCCGUUGUGAUGGCCGAAAACCCAUCUGCCACAGCUGCUCACCGCGAGAGCGUGCCGGAGGCUUAUGACGAACUCUGUCCCGCCUACAAUACCUUCAACUCGGCUAACCCUGGCUUGCACGACAAGCGAUCUCUCAGAAUCAUGUAAACCGCACAGCUGUCUCCAAUAUCUUACUCACUUACAAAAACCAUAAUCUGGUACACCGUGACUCAAUCACUUGUCCACAUAACUAUUCCACACUCAUUGCUUCUGCAACCCUCUGCAUUUACUGUAGCCCCUUUUCC
This is a messenger RNA of Coniophora puteana RWD-64-598 SS2, 1890 nucleotides long. RefSeq names its product laccase (gene Cplcc3). The record is from RefSeq and is a predicted model, not a curated record. NCBI's taxonomy places the organism in Eukaryota, Fungi, Basidiomycota, Agaricomycetes, Boletales, Coniophoraceae. The transcript has 8 exons. Gene Ontology annotation, molecular function: oxidoreductase activity; copper ion binding. Bases 95 to 1753 code for a protein of 552 amino acids.